CCUCCUCCUCCUCCGUGUCCUCUCUGUAGUCUCAUUCCGUGUCUCUCUCCAUCAGCAGCGGGCUGGAUGCUUGCAGGGACAGAAACAUGGCUGUGAAUCUCGGCAAGAACAGACUGGCCCUGCUGACCGCCUACCAGGACGUCAUUGACGAGACCUCAGACACCGACUGGGCCUUGUACACAUAUGAGGACGACAGCAAUGAUUUGACACUGGCAGCAUCAGGAGGAGGUGGUCUGCCAGAGAUCACACUGACCUUUGACAGCGGCCGGGUGAUGUAUGGCUUCUGCAGCCUGAAGGAGCCCACCGCUGCUCUGCCACGAUACAUCCUCAUCAACUGGGUCGGGGAAGACGUGCCGGAUGCCAGGAAGUGUGCCUGCGCCAGCCACGUUGCCACCAUCGCAGACUUCUUCCAGGGUGUGGAGGUCACCGUCAACGCCAGCAGUCUGGACGACAUCGACGCGUCAGCUAUCGGGCAGCGGCUUACCAACGGGACGGCGGUGGUGGCGAGUCCGGUCCUGAGCCGCCUGAAAACCCGGGACGAGGAGCACAAAGACGUGGGCACAGUGUACGAGAAGACCAAUGCAGAGGUGGAGAUGAAGAAGAUCAAUAGAGAGGAAUUCUGGGAGCAAGCCAAGCGCGAGGAGGAGUUGAGGAAGGAGGAGGAGAAGAAGAAGGCGGCGGAGGAUCGGCAGCGCUUCGAGGAGGAGAGGAUGGAGCUGGAGAGGCAAGAGCAGGAGAACCGAGAGAAGAGAUACCGCGAGAGGGAGAGGCAGAUCGAGGAGCACAGGAAGAAGCUGCAGGAGGAGGAAGAGGCCAGAGAGAGGUUGCAGAGUCAGACCGCCAUAGCAGCAGAGGUGAGCAUCGAGGAUCUCAACCUGGACAAGAAGGAGAGUGAGGUAGAGGAGGCGAAGGCCAUCAUCGCUCAGCGGUCAGGAAACCCUCGAGAGUUCUUCAAGCAGAAGGAGAGAGCCAUGACCAUCAGCGUCGACACCUCGCCCGUCUCCGUCCACAGGAGCGGUCGCUUGGACAGCCCGUUCUUGAGGCAGCAGCACAGUCCCAGCAGCCCCAGUUCGACUCCCCUGCCCCGGGGCGUGUCGCCCCUCCGCACCGCGCCACACGCACGGACGCAGCCCACCGCUGCAGCCGGGGACGACGAAGAGAGCACAGAGCGCAACAUGGCCGCCGUGUCACCCAUUCCUAAAAUAGUCACCACGCCCAUCAAAGAGGACCUUAACAGGGAGGAAGACGAAUGCAGAGACGAGUGGGAUUCGGCGCCAAAGCAGGAGCAGAAUCCGCCGGUUCAGGAGUCGACACCCACCAAGCCCGUGCAGAGCGUCGCCCCGCAGGCCCGAGACUCCGCAGGCUUCUCUGUGUGGGAGUCCGGGACAGACAGCCUGGUCAACCUGUGGGACAGCAGCUCCGGUGCUCCCAACGACCCCACCAACCCCUCCCAGACCUCCCAGUCCUCCGAUCUGGUGGACCUGAUGGGUGACAGCGUCCCGCCCAGCUCCGCCGGCGCCGCCAGCCGGCCUCAGCCCCUCCUCAGCUUCGAUGACAUGAUGGACGGGACGCUGUGCUCGGGCGCCGGCACCGAGGACGACCCCUCCAGUCUGGUGGAUGUGACGGGCCCUGACCAGAUGACCCUCAGCUACCAGCAUGCACUGCAGCACGCGUCCAGCGAGGGGCAGGAGCUGGAGGACGGACAGCUGCUGAUGACCAACGGCGAGACGCUGCUGAAAGAGGGAACGCAGGCGAGUGAGGGCUACUUCAGCCAAUCACAGGAGGAGGAAUUCGGCCAAUCAGAGGAGUGCUCGGCUAAACCUGCGCCGGUCUUUUAUAACAAGCCACCAGAGAUUGACAUUACGUGCUGGGACACGGACCCCGUGGUCGACGACGACGACGACUAACCGGCCAAUCAGACACCACCACCGGACCAAGAGGAAGUAGGAAGUGCGCUUCAUGAAGAAACAGAUUUUUUUUCUAAAAAACAAAAACACAAACAAACAAAAAAAAAAAGUGAUGAUAAUAAUAAUAAUAAUGAUAAUAAUAACAACAACAACAACAACAACAACAAGUCUUGCAUCAAAACUACUUCUGUAUUAUCUUUUAGAGGAAAACAAAACAGUAGCCACCGAAAAAAAUAAAAAAGACGGUUUGAGUUGUCAUUAAAGAACGUUUGGAAGGCUCAGUUCAGAUUUUUUUUCUGUGUGUUUGUUAUUUUAUUUAUUUGUUUUUCUCUCUUUUCUUUUUUUUUUUUUUUUUUUUUUUUUUUUUUUGCUAUGCAGAUGUAAUAGCUGGGAGCGGGGUACUUUUGUUUGUGGAUAUCAUUUAUUACACGUUAACGUAGCGCACUGCUGCAUAUUAGAGACAAUGAAGCUGAGUGUGUGGCAGGCAGCCGACACACAUAGUCUGUAGUGCUUUAAUAACACCCUAUAAAACUAAUACAGCUGCCAUGUAUAUCUUCACUCUGUCUCUUUUCUUACCUCUUUUUCACCUCUUUCCCUCCUUCUGCCUUCCUCCCAAAACAUCCAAAAAUAUUCACCUCUGCAAGUCAGUUAAUCUUGUAUUUAGUCCUCACUUUAAAAAAGGGAAGAAAGAAAAAAAAAAAAAAAAAAAGGUGAAAUACUGUAUUUAUUCUGGUGUAUCUGAACUUCUUUCAUUAGCGGUUGAUCCUUGAAGAAGUGAAAUCUAUUCUCAAGAUGAAAAGUCAAAUUGUUGCUCCUUUUUUCAGCCCUUUUCACUCCUUUUGUAUGAUUUUAAGACUGAACUCAAGAUUAAAUGGCUUGUAAAUCUG
Thunnus maccoyii (southern bluefin tuna) is the source of this 2794-nucleotide messenger RNA. It is a transcript of the gene dbn1, whose product is annotated as drebrin 1. Lineage: Eukaryota; Metazoa; Chordata; Actinopteri; Scombriformes; Scombridae. Gene Ontology annotation, biological process: postsynaptic actin cytoskeleton organization; regulation of actin filament polymerization; positive regulation of dendritic spine morphogenesis. The record is from RefSeq and is a predicted model, not a curated record. The transcript has 15 exons. Gene Ontology annotation, molecular function: actin filament binding. Bases 87 to 1907 code for a protein of 606 amino acids. Gene Ontology annotation, cellular component: site of polarized growth; dendrite; postsynaptic membrane.